Menidia menidia (Atlantic silverside) is the source of this 2535-nucleotide messenger RNA. The record is from the annotation of a GenBank genome assembly. NCBI's taxonomy places the organism in Eukaryota, Metazoa, Chordata, Actinopteri, Atheriniformes, Atherinopsidae.
AUGAGCGCAAUUAACGUGAAAAAGCUUAAAGUGAACGAGCUGAAGGACGAGCUGAAAAAGCGUAAUCUUUCGGACAAGGGGCUGAAGGCCGAGUUGAUGGACCGCCUGCAGGCCGCACUGGACGAGGAGGCCCUUGCCGGAGACGCUUCGGUGGGCCAGGAAGCUUCGGCAGACGACGGUUUCGACCAGUCUCUCGACCAAGAUGGUAUAGGAGAGGAAGAAGAGGGCGAUGGCCCUGUCGAGGAAAGCAUGGAAGCCAACGAGGAAGAACCAGAAAAUGGGGGCGAGAGCAAUGUCGUCGCCGAGGAUGAAGAGAUGGGUGAGGGUGAAGAUGAAGGGGACGAAGAUGACGAGAUGGAUCCCAUGCUCAAAGGAGACGUAGACGACAUGGAGAAAAUUGACACAGAGGACGGUGAGCCCGGGGAUCAGGCUGCAGAGGGGGAUGCGGACAAAGACACGAAUGCUGAUCAGAAGAAUAAGAAGGGUGUUAAGAGACGCCGGGAGGAACAUGGAAGGGGCUACUUUGAAUUUAUUGAAGAGAACAAAUACAGCUGUGCCUCUUUUAAGUCUCCUGUGCCCCCACUGGAGGAAGAGGAUGAAGAGUUUGAUGACACCAAGGUCUGCUUGGACACCUACAACAGCGACCUGCACUUUAAGGUGUCGCGGGAUCGCUACAGCGCUUCAUCCCUCACAAUGGAGAGUUUUGCUUAUCUCUGGUCCGGAGGCAAAGCCACAUAUGGCGUGAAGCAAGGAAAAGCCUGCUUUGAGAUGAAGAUCACAGAGAAGAUUCCUGUCAAGCACAUUUCAAGCAAGAACAUGGACAUUCACGAUGUGCAGGUCGGGUGGUCCCUGGCAACUGGCACCCUUCUCCUCGGCGAGGAGGAGUUUUCCUAUGCCUACUCUGGGAAAGGCAAGAAGACGACCAACUGCGUGACGGAGGACUUUGGAGAAACUUACGAGGAGAAUGAUGUCAUCUGCUGCCUUAUUGACUUUGAGGGCGACGAAGUGGUGCUGUCCUACUCCAAGAAUGGUGGAGAGCCAGCAGUGGCCUUCCAGGUCUGCAAGGACUCCCUAAAUGGCCAGGCCCUUUUCCCCCACGUCAUCUGCCACAACUGUGCUGUGGAGUUCAACUUUGGCCAAAUGGAGACUCCGUACUUCCCCCAGCCUCAGGACUACACCUUCCUGCAGCAGAUCCCCGUCAGCGAGCGGAUCCGGGGGGUGAAGGGCCCUCAGACUAAGGCUGACUGCGAGAUCAUCGUGAUGGUUGGUCUGCCCGGAUCAGGGAAGACUACCUGGGUGAAGAACCACGUCCAAGAUAACCCUGGGAAGUACUACAUCCUGGGCAGCGACACCAUUGUGGAAAAGAUGAUGAUCAACAGCCUGAAACGCCAGUCGAAGGACAUAACGAAACUGACAGCCAUCUCCCAGAGGGCGCCCCUUUUCUUGGGGAAGUUCAUCGAAAUCGCUGCCCGCAAGAAAAGAAACUACAUCCUGGACCACACUAACCUGUCUGCACCUGGCCAGAAAAGGAAGAUGUGUUUGUUUGCCGGCUUCCAACGCAAGGCGGUCGUGGUCUGUCCGACCGACGACGACUACAAGCAGAGAGUCCAGAAGAAGGUUGAGAGCGACGGGAAGGAGGUGCCUGAGCAUGCUUUGCUCAAAAUGAAAGGCUUCUUCUCUCUGCCCGAGGAGGGGGAAAGCUUUAGUGAAAUCCUGUUCGCCGAGCUGGUAAAGGACGACGCCGCCAAGCUGCUGGAGCAGUACAAAGAGGAGAGCAAGUCGGCUCUGCCAGCCGAGAAGAAACCCAACCAGGGCAGCACCACCCCCAAGAGAGGGGGCGGGUCCCGGGGCGGCAGCCGCGGAGGCAAGAACCAGUUUGGCCGCGGCGGGCCUGGACAGAGGGGCGGUGGGCGUGGAGGCUUCCAGAACAGGGGGAACUUCAGAGGAGGUAGGAACUGCAAUCAGAAAAUAAAUAAAGAAAUUAAACCGCUUCAGGUGUUCUUGGCAAAGUUUUUAAAGCUGUUAAAAGUACCUGCCCAGCUCAAAAUGACCUCUCUGAUCAACCCCACAGCUCCAGGGCCCCGCGGUGGCUUCAGCCGCCCCCCCCGCGGCUUCCUGCCCCCCCCGGCCUUCAGGGGAGGGUACCCCAGCCGUGGUAACUUCAGCCGAGGCGGGGGACACAUUCCCAGCCUGGGAGGGUCCCCGAGGGGUGGACCAGUGAGAGGCAACAUGGGACACAGGGGUGGGCCCAUGAAUAGAGGGGGCCCCAUGAACAGAGGGAACAUGAGCAGAGGAGGCGGCGGCGGAAUGGGCCGCGGAGGAAACCGGGGACAUCCCGGCCAGUUUCAGCAGAGAGGCGGCGGCCGCGGUAACUUCGGCAACAAGAACAGCGGGAACUUUGGCAACAACAGGAACAGCGGGAACUUUGGCAACAGGAACGGCAUGGACAAAGCUCAGGCCUUCAACCAGAGCUGGCAGCAAGGGUUCUGGAACCAGAAGCCCUGGAGCCAGCAGUACCAGCCUGGAUAUUACUAA